This is a messenger RNA of Fusarium venenatum, 240 nucleotides long. The record is from RefSeq and is a predicted model, not a curated record. Lineage: Eukaryota; Fungi; Ascomycota; Sordariomycetes; Hypocreales; Nectriaceae.
AUGAUAACGUUGGAAGACAUUGGAUCAAGACAGAUCCAUAACAUAGACAUAAAACUGAAAAGGGAACAUAUGCCUAAGAACUCGGACUCUCUUGCCAGUUUCACUAUAAUUUUGUCAGCCUCUCUCUACCUAGAAAGCCAGUUCUCGAAACAGGAUUGGUCAGAAUAUCGUCUUGAUUCCGAGAUAUCAGCUUUGCAACAAAAACACCAAGACGAGCAUUUCCGUUUCGUAAGGGAUUGA